UUUAAAUUUAAAAUUGUGAGUUAUGUGUUAAACAGUUCAACAACAAAAAAAGUGUAAAACUUAUUUUUAAUUUUGGGCCUAAAGAUUCGCCCGGGAAACAAAAUGUCUAAAGCUGAUAUGUUCGCUCAAGUCCAAGUUUCUCAAGGAAUAUUGAAGGGAAAAGUAUCUGAAACUGUAUUUGGAAAGAAAUAUUACAGUUUUGAAGGCAUACCCUAUGCGAAACCGCCUGUAGGAGACCUAAGAUUUAGAGACCCACAAGAACCAGAAAGCUGGAAAGGUAUCCGCGAUGCCACGAAACCAGGUAACAAGUGUUGCCAGCUUAACCCGUAUACACAAACCACAAUAGAAGGCUCCGAGGACUGUCUCUACUUAAACGUCUACACUCCAAGCUUGCCAGGAGAAGAAAUAGAAAACCUACCAGUCUUGUUUUUCGUCCAUGGAGGCCGAUUUAUCUUUGGCUACGGAGACUAUUACAAACCUGAUUAUUUUCUGGAGCAUGAUGUAGUUUUGGUAACUAUAAACUACAGAUUAAAUAUACUAGGGUUUUUGUGUCUACAUAUACCUGAAGUCCCAGGAAAUGCUGGCUUAAAGGACACAGUUUUUGCCUUAAGAUGGGUCAGAGAUAACAUCGAGCAUUUUAACGGUGAUUUUAACAACGUCACCGUUUUUGGUGAAAGCGCUGGGGCGGGCGCUGUGGCAUCUUAUAUGACUUCGAGAAUGGCAAAUGGGCUAUAUCAUAAAGUCAUUGCGCAGUCAGGAAACUCGAUAGCUGAUGUCUACAUGAUUGAUGAUGAUCCAAUUGAAAAGGCAAAACGUAUAGCGCAGAAUUUGGACCAGCAGUUUGAUGAUGAAAAGAGUUUGUACGAAUUCUUGGUACAAGUGCCGAUUCAAGAUCUUAUAGUAGCCUUCAGUAUUGCUGAAAUAGGCCGACCACCGUCCGUUAUUAAUGCAUACUUAUCACCAGUGGUUGAACAACCGUUCCCGGGCGUCGAAAGAUUCUUUGACGAGUUUCCAAGAAUCGAUUUCCCCUUACAACAUUUUGAUAAAGUCCCUGUGAUGACCGGUAUGAAUUCCCACGAAGGAGCGCUAUUUCUGCAAAAAGACGGAGAUGGGCAUAUUGAAUUUGAGAAAGAUUAUUAUUACUUUAUCCCGAAAUUCUUGCAUUUACAAAAGAACGACGAGAGAUGCGCUGAAAUUGAGAGUAAAAUCAAAAAAUUCUAUUUCGAUGACCAAGAAGUGACCGAAAAUUUGAAAGAACAGUACAUUAAUAUGGUUUCGGAUACGUUUUUCCAAUUUCCUAUUAUGUUAUGGCCUGACAUCCUUGCGAAAGCAGAAUCUGAAGUUUACAUGUAUAAAUUUCAAUAUUCUGGCAAUUUGAAUACUCGUGUUAUGAAGGCUUUGGGGAUUGCGGGAGCCAGCCAUGGGGAUAUGAUACAGUACCAGUUUUACAGGGAUUCGAAGCAUGAUAAAGCCAAAGAAACUGAUUUAAAGAUUAUUAGGAUGCUUGCUGGAGCUUGGUGUUCAUUUGCUAAGAAUGGGCAGCCAACAUGGGCGGAGCAGGAAACCGAAUGGAUCCCAUACACAAGAAAAGGCAAACAUGUGCUCAUUAUAGACAAAAACAUCGAAUGUGUCCGGAACCCAGACUUAGAUAGACUUAGAUUCUGGAAGAGCGUUACUGGUGAUAUUUCUAAAUUAUAAUUCUUGUUAUAAAGGUUCUUGGGUUCGAUUCUUGAGUUGAGCAAAGGGCUUUUUGAUGUCGAAAUUUUUAGGUGCUGGUUUUAAGAAGUCCAAAGGGCUUAAAUAAUGUUUUUCUUAAACCCCACGCUUGGUUAUUUGCGUGGUGACUGAAAGUUAUUCGGUUUCAGUUUAUGGAUACAGAAAAAUAAUACUACUAAAGUAGACAUAGCCAAAUCGAGAAUCGAACCUAAUACUUUAUUUAUUUAUUUGUCGGUAUCAAUUGUCGCAAUAUUUUUUCCAAUAACCGUAUCUGUGAUAAAGAAAAAUUAGUUCAUAAUAUUCUGUUUAACUUUAAAAAAAUUGCAUAAUUCAAUGGUGCCUGCAUAUUAUUAUAUUUUAUUAUAUAACUAGC
This is a messenger RNA of Spodoptera litura, 2089 nucleotides long. RefSeq names its product esterase FE4. The record is from RefSeq and is a predicted model, not a curated record. NCBI's taxonomy places the organism in Eukaryota, Metazoa, Arthropoda, Insecta, Lepidoptera, Noctuidae.